UUCAGGAUGAUCUCAGUAAAGAUCAAGUGGAGCGGCUCCGAGUACCCAUUGGAGCAGAUACCACUCUCCACUACUGUCAAGGAGCUCAAGGACUUGAUCAAGGAACACACGGGGGUCCUCCCAGUCCGACAGAAACUAUGUGGUAUUUCUCUCAAAGGUAAACCUCCGCCGGACGAUUGUGUACUGUCAGAUCUGAAAUUGAAGAACAACCAGAAGAUAAUGAUGAUGGGUACCAGGGAAGAAGUCAUUACUGAGGCGACGACUGCGCCAGAAAACAUGCCGGACGUUGUGGAUGACUUUGAAGUACCAGAGGAGGUAAUGCUGAGGAUCAGUGAGAGACCUGAGAAUCUGGACAAGGUAGCAAAUAGAGUACUAAAGUACGAGUUCAAGAAGAAGUUUCAUGAUUUUAGGGAAGGAAAGAAGUUACUUGUCCUUGAUAUUGAUUACACUCUAUUUGAUCACAAAUCCUGUGCUGAGCGGGGUGAGGAGUUGAUGAGACCUGGUCUACAUGAGUUCCUCUCCGUAGUUUACUCCGAGUACGACAUCGUCAUCUGGUCCGCUACAGGUAUGAAGUGGAUAGAAGCUAAGAUGGCAGAGUUGGGGGUCCUGAAGAACCCCAGCUACAAGGUUGCCAUGUUGGUUGAUGAUGGAGCUAUGAUAACGGUUCAGGAUGAGGAGGGUCAUGUCGUCAGGUGUAAGCCGCUAGGAGUGUUGUGGGGAAAGUUCCCCCAAUUUUCUGCAAAGAACUCCGUUAUCUUCGAUGAUGUUAGGCACAACUUCCUAAUGGCACCCAAGAGCGGUCUCAAGAUCAAGGCCUACAGGAAAGCACACAAGAACAGAGGGACAGACAGGGAACUGUUAAAGUUAGCCCGGUACCUAAUGUCGGUAGCAGAUAAGGACUUCACCUCACUCAACCAUGAUCGGUGGGAAAGAUAUUGUGAAAAGCACGGCAUAACGUUUGAAGACCUUCUGGUGAACGAUUCGUGACAGCUUUGCAGUCCUCACUAAUACCAGAACCUAUCAUAUCGGGUACCGCAACUUUACUAUGAGGGUACCAUGACCGUACCUUGGG
Messenger RNA from Bolinopsis microptera, 1072 nucleotides. RefSeq names its product ubiquitin-like domain-containing CTD phosphatase 1. Gene Ontology annotation, cellular component: nucleus. Gene Ontology annotation, molecular function: protein serine/threonine phosphatase activity; protein binding. Bases 7 to 987 code for a protein of 326 amino acids. Gene Ontology annotation, biological process: protein dephosphorylation. NCBI's taxonomy places the organism in Eukaryota, Metazoa, Ctenophora, Tentaculata, Lobata, Bolinopsidae. The transcript is spliced from 8 exons. The record is from RefSeq and is a predicted model, not a curated record.